Molecule: messenger RNA, 8498 nt
Organism: Thrips palmi
Lineage: Eukaryota; Metazoa; Arthropoda; Insecta; Thysanoptera; Thripidae
Product: tetratricopeptide repeat protein 28-like
Molecular function (GO): protein binding
Source: RefSeq, a predicted model, not a curated record
CUUCUCUUCAGUUAGUCUUAGUCGCUCCGGGGCCCUACCAGGUGCUUUCCACGGCGGUCGUGCUGCCGUCCGACCGUGAGGCUUCGCGUCGCGUCGCGUCGCAGGCUGUCUGGCUCGCUGGAACGGCCCCUGCAAGACCAGCAGCAGCAGCAGGCAGGGGAGUUCGCCCUGCGAGUGCAACAAGCCAAAGUGCGAGGACGAAGGACCAAGUGGCGCGUGUGCGCGCGUGUGUGUGUUCGAGUGAGUGUGCGCGCGUGUAGUGCAUCAUCACCAUCAUGGUCGCAGGCUGUGGCGCCGGCCCCUGGAUUAACCAAGGAUGUGAUGUGUGGGGAUGAGCUGAGUGAGACGACCGCCGCAACAUGCGCCUCCAGCCCACGACAUGUCACAGCGCGAUUUGUCAGAGGUGGAACCAGAGGGGGAGCUGCCCGCGGCCAGCCGCACCCUCUUCCUGGAGCUGGUGCGACAGAGCAACGCCGCGUGCCAGGCCAGGGACUUCCCCAAGGCCGUGGCGCUGUACUCUGAGGGCCUCCAGCUCGACCCCAACAACCAUGUGCUCUACUCCAACCGCUCGGCGGCGCGCCUCAAGAUGGGCCAGUUCGCCCUGGCGCUGCAGGACGCGGCGCGCGCCACGGAGCUCAACCCCAAGUGGCCCAAGGCCUACUACCGGCAGGGCGUCGCCCUGCAGUGCCUCGGCAGGCACGGCGACGCCCUGGCCGCCUUCAGCUCGGGCCUAGCGCAGGACCCCAGGUCCUCGCAGCUGCUGGCCGGACUCAUGGAAUGCUCGGUCAAGAGCCCGCUCCGAGCGAAACUUGAGCCAACGUUCAAUCAGCUGGAGGCUAUGAGCCUCGACAAAAGUCCCUUUGUCAUCAUUUCUGUUGUCGGUCAAGAACUGCUAGGCGCAGGCCACUAUUCUGCUGCCGUUGUUGUUCUGGAGGCCGCAUUACGGAUUGGCUCAUGUAGCUUGAAGCUUAGAGGCUCUGUAUUUUCAGCCCUGUCCUCUGCCUAUUGGGCGCUCAAUUCAUUAGACAAGGCAAUUAACUACAUGCAACAAGAUUUGACGGUAGCUAAGAGUCUUGGGGACAUAGCUGGGGAGUGCCGAGCUCAUGGUAAUUUAGGUUCAGCAUAUUUUAGUCAAGGUUCAUUUAAAGAAGCUUUAACAUCGCACCGGUAUCAACUUGUCCUUGCAAUGAAGUGCAAGGAUUCUCAAGCUGCAGCCUCAGCUCUUACUAGUCUAGGACACGUUUAUACUGCUAUUGGAGACUAUCCAAAUGCUCUUGCAUCCCACAAGCAAUGUGUACAACUUGUAAAACAAAUGGGUGAUAAAUUGCAAGAGGCUAGAGAAAUUGGUAAUGUGGGAGCAGUUUAUUUAGCAAUGGGAGAAUUUGAAAGUGCAGUUGAUUGCCAUACACAACACCUCAGACUUGCUAGAAGAUUGGGUAACCAGGUUGAAGAGGCCCGUGCAUAUAGCAAUUUAGGAUCAUCUCAUCACUAUCGACGAAACUUUUCUCAAGCAAUCGCCUUUCAUGAGAAUGUGCUAAGAAUAGCUCAGGAAUUGGGUGAUCGUGCCAUAGAGGCCAGAGCAUAUGCAGGCUUAGGUCAUGCUGCUCGUUGUGCUGGUGAUUAUCAACAGGCUAAACGUUGGCAUGAAAGGCAGCUAGAUAUGGCUUUAUCAACUAGAGACAAAAUGGGUGAAGGUAGAGCAUGCUCCAAUUUGGGCAUAGUCUAUCAAUUAUUGGGUGAUAAUGAUGCGGCUCUCAAAUUGCACCAAGCGCAUCUAAGUAUAGCAAGAAUACUUCAAGAUAAAGCUGGUAUGGGUCGUGCCUAUGGAAACAUUGGCAAUGCAUACAGUGAUCUGGGAUUUUAUGAGCAGGCAAUAAAAUAUCAUAAACAAGAGUUGACAAUUUCCAAAGAAGUUAAUGACAGAAGUUCAGAAGCAUCUACUCAUGGGAACUUAGCAGUGGCGUAUCAGGCAUUAGGUGCUCAUGAAAUGGCCCUGCUUCAUUACCGAGCUCAUUUAAACAUAGCUCGUGAAUUGAAAGAUUCUGCUGGUGAGGCUUGUGCCUUGCUUAAUUUAGGUAACUGUUUAAGCUCAAGGGCUGAAUUUGCCCAAGCUGUUCCGUACUAUGACAACUACCUCAUGUUAUCCCAGGAACUCCAUGACAUUGAAGGAGAAGCUAAAGCUUGUCAUUUCUUGGGUUAUGCCCACUAUUGUCUUGGAAAUUUUCGUGAAGCAGUACGAUACUAUGACCAAGAUUUAGCCCUUGCCAAAGAUUUACAAGAUAAAAUGAAUAUGGGCCGAGCUUAUUGCAAUCUUGGCUUAGCUCACCUAGCCCUUGGAAACCUAGAUACUGCUUUGGAGUGCCAAAAAUACUUUUUAGCUAUAGCUCACAUGACGAAGCACUUGCCAGGGAAAUUCCGUGCUCUUGGCAAUAUUGGCGAUGUUUUAAUCCGCACAGGGGAUGUUGGAGAGGCACUGAAAAUGUACCAGAGGCAACUUUCUAUUGCGAGACAAGGAAAUGAUCGGGGAUUAGAAGCUGCAGCCUAUGGUGCAUUAGGUCUGGGACACCGCCUCUUGAGAUGUUUCGAUAAGGCUCUGGGGUACCACACCCAGGAGCUGACUCUUCGUCAAGAAAUGAGUGACUUGAAGGGUGAGUGCCGAGCACAUGGGCACCUGGGAGCUGUGCAUAUGUCUUUAGGAAACUAUACCAAUGCAAUCAAGUGUUACCAAGAACAGUUAGAACGUGCCAAAGAGCUAAGAGACAGUGCUGUAGAGGCUCAAGCUUUGGGCAAUUUGGGAAUAGCACGAUUAAAUAUGGGCCAUUAUGAAGAUGCCAUUGGGUACUUGGAACAACAGCUAGCUACUUUGCAGCAACUUUCUGCUCCAACAUCAUUACUAGACAAGGGUCGUGCUUUUGGAAACCUGGGUGAUUGCUAUGAUGCUUUAGGUGAUUUUGAAGAAGCUGUGAAAUGCCACGAGCAACAUCUUUCCAUAGCUCUCAAGCUGAAGAGUGCCAGGGAUCAAGAAAGAGCAUACAGAGGACUAGGUCAUUCUCAUAAAAGCCUAGGAAACCUUCAACAAGCAUUGGUUUGCCUGGAGAAACGGCUAGUUGUUGCUCAUGAACUCAGCAGUGCAGAGGCAAAGGCUGCUGCUUACGGAGAGUUAGGCCAUAUCCACAAUACUCUAGGAAAUUAUGAACAAGCUAUUUCUUGUCUAGAACAUCAACUUGCUAUUGCUAGAGAUUUAAAAGAUAAAGUUCUUGAAGCGGAAGCUUCCUCUGGACUUGGGAAAGUCUAUCAGCAAAUGGGUGACUAUGUCACCGCUCUCCGUUAUCAUCAGAUGGACUUGGACAUAGCCGAAGAACUGGGACUGGCUGCUCUGCAAGGAAGAGCUUAUGGGAAUAUUGGAACAGUGCACGAAUCUUUAGGAAACCUUCAAGAAGCCAUAAGGUACCAAGAGCAGCAUUUAUCGGUGGCCGCCCAGACUAAUGACAAAUUGGCCAAAACUGUGGCAUGCAGCUGUCUGGGGCGUAUCCACCAUGCCCUGGGCAACACACAGGCUGUGGCAUACCUGCAGCAGGGGCUGCAAAUGGCAGCACAUCUUGGCAGAAGAGAAGAAGAGGCAAGAAUCAGGCACCGCCUUGGACUUGCCCUGUGGGGACAUGGCGAUUUGGAAGGUGCUCAAACGCAGCUGGAGCAGGCGGCUCAUCUCCUUGAAGCCAUAAGGAGAGAAGCUCGUGGGUCCAGUGACUACAAGCUGUCACUAUUUGAACUUCAGACAGCAUCUUACCAGGCCUUGCAGAGGGUGUUAGUGACCAUGGGCCGUCCUGAAGAAGCUCUUCUGGUUGCGGAAAGAGGGCGGACAAGAGCGUUUGUCGACCUUCUGCUGGAAAGACAGGGCUUUGCUUCUCAAGCUGCGCCAAAGUCAAACCACAAUUCCGUAAUAUCAAUAGUUCAGCCGUCAGGAAAAGGCACUCACUCAGCAACAGAAGCACUUACGGCUGCUGCCAUUGCAUCAGCGAGAGUUGAUGAUAGUACACCCACAUCGGUAGAACAACUGGUCGACAUAGUCAACAGGCAAAAGGCAUCUGUGCUUUAUUAUUCCCUGGCUGCAGGGUUCUUGUAUGCUUGGUUUAUUGUCCCUGGAAAAGGUAUAGUUAAGUUCCACCAAGUAGCAAUAAGUGAAGUGGAGGUGGGUCCUGAUAGCAGCCCAGAAGAAACACUCAAUGCCUCUGGAUCUUUAGUAGAACAUUACGUCCAAAGUGUUCGUGAAAGCUUGGGAGUAGAGCUUCAAGCGUCGAAUGUGUCAAGUAACUGUGAUCUGGAUGAUCCCGACUCCGCUGAUGUUUGGUCUCAGCAUCUGGAAGAUGUUGGAGAUCGUGCAAGCUUCAUGCGCAUGGUCAACAGAAAUCAUAUUUUCAACUCCAGUAACUACAGCCUCAGUAGUUUAUUCAGCCUUGGUAGUGUUGGUGGCAGUGUUGCCAGUGGGCCAGCCUCUCGCCCCGGCAGCACCCGCAGCACUCGCUCGCGCCGGCCCGCGGUGGCACAGUGGCAGGGACCUUCUUGCCUUGCUGCUUUGUACCAGCUCCUCAUUGCUCCCUUCGAAGACUGCUUGCCUUCCACUGCAGCCAAAUCUUCAUCAAGCUCGACCAAGGGAAGUAAUUAUGGUCGACGUGAAAUUCUUCUAGUCCUUGAGGGCGAUCUGAAUCUUGUGCCCUUCCCUGUUUUGAAACCAAAUGGUGGUAUGACCACUGUCAGUGAUUCUGGAAGUAACAGCGACGGAAAUGGAGUCUCCACAGAAUACAUGUGUGAGCGCUUCAGUCUUCUGGUAGUGCCUUCCCUCACAGCUCUUAGGGCCAACCAAAGGUCUGCUAGGGCAGCCAUGCUGGCUGCUAACAAAAACAAUGAUGGACAACAGAGCUCAAACAAUGUGACUGCCCUUGUUGUUGGAAAUCCUCGUCUGCCCAGCUGUAUUACUGAACAGUGGGGUUGGGGAGACAUUCCUUAUGCUGAGCAAGAGGCUGCCAUGGUUGCUGAAAUGCUGCAGUCCACUGCUCUAAUUGGGACACAGGCCAAUAAGGAAUCAGUAUUGCAAAAGAUGAGUAGUGCUGAGUGUGUGCACUUAGCUACGCAUGUAUCAUGGAAACUGUCAGCAGUAGUACUCUCUCCUGGUGAAGUCUUGGAUUCUCAACCUUCCAAGCCAGGGAGUGGAAGGUUCUUCCCCAGCGGUCAGUCAACUGGCUCAGAGGGCAGCCAAGAGGCCUGUGAUGAAGAAAGCUCUGAGUUGUCAUCCACUUUGGAGCUGCCCCCUAUGUCAGAAUUUUUACUGACCGCUGCAGACCUGCUGAGCCUUCGUCUUACAGCGAGGCUUGUGGUUGUUAGUUCAUGCCACACUCGGGACCAGCAUGGCUGGGCAAGUGCAGAUGGUGUACUGGGUCUAACACGUGCCCUUCUUGCUGCUGGAGCUCAGUGUGUCCUGGUAUCCUUGUGGCCUGUUCCGGACACUGCCACCAAAAUACUGCUUCGUGCUUUCUACUCAGCUUUACUGCAGGGUUCUAGAGUUAGCAAGGCAUUGGCAGAAGCAAUGCAGACUGUCCAGCAUACUAAGCACUUUGGCCAUCCUGCCAAUUGGGCUGGAUUUGUGUUGGUUGGUGCUGAUGUCAGGCUGUCGAACAAAGUUGCUCUGAUGGGGCAAGCUUUGUGCGAGCUUUUGAAAACACCUGAUAAAUGCCGGGAUGCUCUUAGAGUGACAUUACAUUUGGUUGAGAAAUCACUGCAGCGUAUUCACAGAGGACAAAAGAACGCCAUGUAUACUACUCAAAAGUCAAUUGAAAACAAAGUGGGAUCAGUCAGUGGUUGGAAAGAUCUCCUUAUGUCUGUUGGGUUCCGGUUUGAACCAGCAGCGAAUGGAAUCCCAUCAUCCGUCUUCUUCCCUCAAAGUGACCCUGAGGAACGUCUCACACAGUGUAGUGCUAGUUUACAGGCACUUUUAGGUCUUACUGGAACUUCCUUGUCAGCCCUUUCUAAAUUAAUGUCAAAUGUAGAAGUGGCUGACGACAUCAUUAGUGUUGUGCGACAGGUUAUAGGACAAUUUAGCAUGAAGAACAUUGAGGCAGAGAGCAUAGAGGUGCCAAUCGGAGUUAAGCUUUGGCAGGUUCCUGGUUGCCAUGAACUACUGGCUUCUUUAGGUUUUGACCUAAUGGAAGUUGGUGCUGACGAAGUUACACUGCGCACCGGUAAACUAGCCAAUCGUCGCAACAUCCAAUUUGUCCUUCAAGCUUUGUUGGCCCUCUUUGACACUCAAGAAGCACCCAAGAAUUUGAGCGUGGACUCCUCCAGCUCGCUGGAGAGCCUCAACUCUCUGGACGCCGGAGGCGAGGACGACCUGCUGGAAGGGUCCAGCCCCACCAACGUGUCUGGAAGCGUGCCGGACCAUCCGGCUCUGCUGCCACAUGCACCCCCGGUCCCUGCCCGGCCCAGGCCUCUGCCGCCGCCGGGCCACCGGUCCACGGUGACGGCCUUCACCAGCUACGUGAGGAGGCGAGGGGAGCCCGACGGCCGCACCGCCAACGCCGGCGAGAACGCUGCGUCCUCCGUCACCUCCGUGGCUGCGAUCACCAAGCCCCUCAUCAGUGGUGCAUCCUCCUCAAGCAGCAACAGCCGCUUGCUGAUCGGGCGUCCGGGCGGGGGUGGUGAGAGUGACGCCGCCUUCACUCCAAGUCCACCUGUUGCUGACCUCAGUGCCUGCGUCGCAACACUCACUCUUGCUCAUCAGAACAGGAUUCGCACCCUUUACAGCAACAAUAAUGACGGCUCGUCUCCAAUUGGUGAUGGAGCAGGCACUUCAACCUUGCCCCUUGCUGUCGCUUAUCACCACCGAAGACCGGAUUCUUCUAGUUCGGCUAGUUCUGCCACAGACUGGGAAGGAAAUGGACAUAGCACGGUUCUAAGACGAGUUGGUAAUGUGGCAGCCAACCUGCCUCCUCUUCCACCCUUACCGACAACUCGCCAGCCACCUCCACCGCCUCCACCAAUGGUCGACCCGCUCCAUCCUCUGACUCCUCUAAUGUACAACAGUGCCCUUGGCUUCGAUUCCCCAAGUUCGGACUCAGAAUUUGGAUCCAAUGUCCAUACUAAGGCUCACUCCACCCCUAAGUCUACAUAUCGAGGAAUGAGAUCUCGACAGAGCAGCAAUGCGAUUGCUCAGGGAAGUCAGAACUCUUUGCCUGAUAGGCUUAGUGUUUCAACAGAGUUAGGCAAGAACAUUGAAUCGAGAAAACCCAUGCUUUCACUAGCCCCAGAUGAUGAUGUAGUUAUUCCCAGUGAAGCCUCUGCACUAUUUUUCCAAAGUCAAGUUAAAGAACAACCAGAUGGCCAGAAGAAGUCUUGCGUUCCUUCUGCAGAUCCAUCUAGACCAGGUGCUGGUAUGCAGGACCAAAUAAUGGCCUCACAGUUAAGGCAUCUCAGCAGGGAAUUGACACCCACCAUUUCAGAUGUUUAUCAUGAGAGAAACCUUGGCUUAGGCUUAGCUCCACCCCUCUCUCAACUUUUGACUGCUCGUAAUCUGCAAGAAUCGUUGAGAGAAACUGAUGAUGGUCUAGAUAAAUUGGGCUUGAUAACUUCUACUAUAUCUGAAGAAAAUUCUAGUUGUAGCAGCAAAACUACUGAAGGGUCUACCAAAACAAAACCCUGGCUUUCUUCUGCUGCACUUCAAAGAUUCUACCAUACUGAGGGCAGUGAACUCCUUAAUGGGGACCGAGAAAAUAAAGCUCGAUCAAAUGGUUCUCCAUGCAGUGAGCUCAGUCGACGUGAUGAAGGAGAUGGUCGGUCUAUUGCUGAUUCCCAAUGUAGUGCUGGCAGCUAUAAGAAAACUUGCAACAUGAACAGCAUUCCCCAUCGAUCCAAAGGCAGCUCAGGGUGCUUCUAUAGCCAAGACAAAGAGGAAACUAAAGAGGAAUGUGCCAGACCUAUAGUGCCAGUCUCUGUCGCAGAUCAAGGCAUACAACAAGGAUCUAGUAUUCCUGUAGUCCCAAUGCCCCGCAUGAGAUCCUCCAAGCAUCACCCCCCUCCUCCUCCACCUCCAAUACCCAAUGGCAGGAAGGCUUUCCCUGGAGGCUUUAUUCCUAUGUCUCAACAAACAUCAUCUGCUCCGUCCAAAUGCUAAGUUUUGAUUGAACUGAAGUCCCCUUGUGAGUGCCAAUUCCAGUUUAACAUGUAACAGUUUGGUUUUCAUUUUUCUCCUGAUUGAUACCAACUGUUCUGUUAAGAUUAGCUAUUCUUAAUGAAAUACGACCCAUCUACCUGAGUCAAAGUUAGUAUAGUAAUUAAAUUGUCUGUGAUAUGAAUUAUAAAUUUCUCUUCAUAAUGGUAAUAUGUGUAAAUAUAACUAUUUUUAUAAAAUCAAGGAAAGAAAAUGAAUCAUAUAUUGUAUUGUACAUAUAGCUGAAACUUGUGUAUUAAUGUACAGCAUAGAAAUAAAUUCAUGUUAACAUAUUGACAAA